AUGACAAUUUCCUACUGCGGAAGUCACUAUUUAGAUAUACCAGAAAACAGAUUGUACUCUCUUGGUGAAAAUCCGACAUUGUUGCAUGCUGCGAAAGUUUGCCAUAACGUUGAUAUGGUCGAGCGGUUGAUAAACCACAGGGCUGACAUUCAUUACAGGACUAAAUCGUUCAAGAGAACUCCAUUAAUGCUGGCGAUUGAAGAGAACUCUCCAGAAAUAGUUGACCUGCUGUUGAAAAAAGGCGCCAGGAUUGAUGAACGCGACGAGAAUGGUAUAUUACCAUUAUAUUACAUUAUUUGUAAUCCAAAUAACGUCAAUUCUCGUCUGAAUGUGGAGAUAGUUAAAAGAGAUGGUUUCUCGAAGGUCCGCAUAUUAAAAUCGCUGAUGAAUGCUGGAGCUAAUAUCAAUGAAACAUCAGAAUCUGUGGGUACAAAACUGAAAUUCCUGAGGAUGGCUAUCACCUAUGGAGAAGAAUAUAUAGUAUCUUAUUUAGUAGACAGUUUUGAGUUAGAUUUCAUGCUUGUUGAUGAAGAAAUACUUCAAACAGUUAUAUUAAAUACGACCUUGCUAUCAGAAGAACAACUCGAGGAUCAAGAAUUUAUGGUUCAAUUAAAAAGAUUAUUCAUGAGAAUUGAGCGUUACUUAAUGUUCGGGUUAUUAAGAAGACAUUGGAGCGCAUUACCUGUAAGUUCAUGCUGCUAA
Molecule: messenger RNA, 702 nt
Organism: Cotesia glomerata
Lineage: Eukaryota; Metazoa; Arthropoda; Insecta; Hymenoptera; Braconidae
Product: ankyrin repeat, PH and SEC7 domain containing protein secG-like
Exons: 2
Coding region: 1-702 (233 amino acids)
Molecular function (GO): protein binding
Source: RefSeq, a predicted model, not a curated record